GGCUGUUGAUAUCAAUAUGGCGGUUGUCAGCCAGACAAAGACAGUCAGUCUGAUGUGAUUGAGACAAGGGAGGUUUUCAGGGGGAGACUGGGAGAUAGGGGCCUCCCCUCCCCCUUCUCCUCUUCCUGCGCCGGCCUCCACCCCUCCCCAGUCCCCUCCCGACGGGCGCCCCACGCGGAAGAUACCCCUCCCCCUCCCGCUGUCCCUCCUCCCUACCUCAGCCCUUCGUACUGGGACGUUGGGGAGGGGGCUGUGCCGGGCGGAGAGAACUCAGCAAGGAUUCUGAGAAUGGUAAAUAACGCUGAUCAUCUCUGGAAAGGAUAUUGAUCCGCCUCAUGUAAAGUAUGCUCAGUUCCUUUCCAGUGGUUUUGCUGGAAACCAUGUCUCACUAUACAGAUGAACCCAGAUUUACCAUAGAGCAGAUAGAUCUGCUACAGCGCCUUCGGCGUACCGGAAUGACUAAACAUGAAAUUCUCCAUGCCUUGGAAACUUUGGACCGUCUUGAUCAAGAGCAUAGUGACAAAUUUGGAAGAAGGUCCAGCUAUGGAGGAAGUUCAUAUGGGAACAGUACCAACAAUGUCCCAGCAUCUUCCUCUACGGCUACAGCUUCCACACAGACCCAGCAUUCGGGAAUGUCCCCAUCACCUAGCAACAGUUAUGAUACCUCCCCACAGCCUUGCACUACCAAUCAGAAUGGGAGAGAGAAUAAUGAGCGAUUGUCCACAUCCAAUGGAAAGAUGUCGCCAACUCGCUACCAUGCAAACAGCAUGGGUCAGAGGUCAUACAGUUUUGAAGCCUCAGAAGAGGACCUAGAUGUAGAUGAUAAAGUGGAGGAAUUAAUGAGGAGGGACAGCAGUGUGAUAAAAGAGGAAAUCAAAGCCUUUCUUGCCAAUCGGAGGAUUUCCCAAGCAGUUGUUGCACAGGUAACAGGUAUCAGUCAGAGCCGGAUCUCUCAUUGGCUGUUGCAGCAGGGAUCAGACCUGAGUGAACAGAAGAAAAGAGCAUUUUACCGAUGGUAUCAACUUGAGAAGACAAACCCUGGGGCUACACUAAGUAUGAGACCAGCCCCUAUUCCAAUAGAGGACCCUGAAUGGAGACAAACGCCUCCCCCAGUCUCUGCCACCUCUGGGACCUUCCGCCUACGACGAGGGAGUCGAUUUACCUGGAGAAAGGAGUGCCUGGCUGUGAUGGAAAGUUACUUCAAUGAGAAUCAAUACCCAGAUGAAGCAAAGAGAGAAGAAAUUGCAAAUGCUUGCAAUGCAGUUAUACAGAAGCCAGGCAAAAAACUGUCAGAUCUGGAACGAGUCACCUCCCUGAAAGUGUAUAAUUGGUUUGCUAACAGGCGGAAGGAGAUCAAGAGGAGAGCCAACAUCGAAGCAGCAAUCCUGGAGAGCCAUGGGAUCGAUGUACAGAGCCCAGGAGGCCACUCCAACAGUGACGAUGUCGACGGGAACGACUACUCUGAGCAGGAUACUUGGCAAGUACGCAAUGGGGAGGAGGAGGAGGGAAGAAGUUCAGAGGGAGGCAGAGAAGCAGAGAAGGAUGACAGCACGAGCCAUAGUGACCACCAAGACCCCAUCUCAUUAGCUGUGGAAAUGGCAGCAGUCAACCACACUAUCUUGGCAUUGGCCCGACAAGGAGCCAACGAAAUCAAGACAGAGGCCCUGGAUGAUGACUGAUCAGGGAGGUUAAACACGACAAGUUAACUUAGUUUAGAUGUAGCACCUUAGCAGACUUUCCUCAGUCCUUAACAUGUGUUCUUACAGUAUAACUUGCAGUUUCUUGUAUGUCAGGUAGCCGUUAGGGUCUUGUUCUGUGAAGAUGGCAUGGUGCCCUCAGCCUUUGCAUAUACUCUCUCAGUAUUAAUUCCCAGUAACUAAUAACCAACGAACCAACCUUCCCCUCCCAGCCCCCGAGGCUAGAAAAUCUUGCUGCUCCGUCUUAGCAUUCCAAGAAAGUGCUUCCAGGUAUUUAGAUAGCCCUCAGUUCUCAAAUCCUAGGCUACAUGUGAAAUCUUGGGUACCUUAGAUUCAUGUAACACUAGUCUGUACCCCGUUUUCCUUCCCCAAGACUGACAGGAUGCAAGCUGAGGUAGUGUCGCAGGAAUGACAGACACCGUUUGGGGAGUAUCUACAGAGUCAAAGGAACACUAGAAUCCCCACCUCAGCGUGAGGGUAAUUGAUUUCCAGCUGCAAUAAGCCGUGCCUCCUUAUAGUCACACCGUGGCUAGAUUACACUUCUCUGGGUGCUGUGCUAAGAAUGUCAAUGGAAAAACUCGAUCUCAGAUUUUGGUGGUUGUUAACAUGCCUGACAGACAUCCUUUCCUCUCACAAGCUGUGUGACUUAGUAGAUAAAAUACUGCCUUCUGCCUUUGGGACCAUAAUUAAAAACAAACAAAAAAGACAAAAAAACAAAAGUUAAAAAAAAAAAAAAAUCCCAGCUUGAGAGCAUUGGAAAAAAACCCUGAGCUGAAUGUCUAAUGGAUGCUUAGUCCAGGUCUCAGAACCAUGUACAUUCCGCGGCACAGUCGCCAGUGCCUGUCUGGAAGAGGUCUGGAGGUUGUCAUGGAAGUUGCUUUGCCUCCUGUUGGUGCCCCUUUUCCCCGCUACCAAAAACAGUCUUUCAAGGAUGGAGCUAAGGUCAAAAAUAAGUGAAAGAACUUAGUCUUUUAUCCAUUAACUGAAGCCCCCGCCCUCUGGGGGGGGGGUGAUAGAGGACAUUGUGGGGGGAUUGUGCUGUCAACAGAGGCAAAGACUUGCCUGAAUAGGAGCAGGAAAAAGCAGGGGACCUUUACCACUUACCUUGUGGCUGUGUGAAUACAACAGGACGUGACUGCUUUGGUGUUCUCUUUACUCUGUCCUUGUAGAGGUGUGAAAAGCUAUAUUGCUACAGGCAAUUUACUUAAUAAUUGGAAGCCAUAUUGAUAAUGGAUGUGGUAAUAUUUGUAAAGUUUAAUCUACUUUAAGCGGCAGUAACUAAUGGAAUUUUUUUCCUUGAUCACAUAUGUAGCACUUUUGUUACUUUUUAAAGAUAUUUAUAUUUGAUAAAUCUUUUUUUCAUUUUGAGAACUCAAAAUACCAAACAGUGAACUUGUGUUAUAAAGUCACCCUGUGAUCACCUUGUCAUCAAGUAGCAAGAUGAUGAACUAUUCAUGCAUCAAAGAAAAUUACAUCUGCUGGCCUUGUAUGAAAAUGAUCUCUUGGCAUCCUGAUUAAAUGACACACUGUCACUGUGGGUAAGAGGAAACAGCCUUCCCUGUAGCAGCACAGGGUGCGUCUGAAAGAGGCACAACUGCUGUGUAUCUUCUUCGUUCCAUCUCUCUGUGUAUAAUGAAGCCUUGUUUAAAGGGGAUCCUGGGGCUGGCUAGUAAGCAGGGCUUCUGUCUUUCUGUCCAUUACCUGAAAAUAAUUACUAAGAUAGAAGGAAGGUGCCAUUUUCUUACCUCUUCACCCCUCCUCCUCCACCAAAUGUAUUCAACUUAAAACUAUUGAGAGAGAGAGAGACACACUUACUGACCUUCCUUGAUUUUCCCUUUCUCAUUCGUGACAUAUUGAAUAUCCGCUGGUUUCUAGCUGGUCUCCCUCCACGUAAGGCACACGCUGAUGCCAUCCUCUCCUCAUCUGUUAAUCCUGCUUAUGUAAGUGUGAGGAAAAGUCUUUGAGAGGACAUGAAAGUGCCACCUUAUAUAUGUCUGUGACUUUAAAGAGCUAUAUGCAGGGCCAGGUCCUGCUCUUGUCCGUGGAUUUCAGGAGGGAAAAAAAUGUAUAUACUUUUUCCAGCUUCCAAGAAUUGAAGUAAAACAGAGCAUCAUCUCUGUUUCGCUGUAUUACUUGAACCAACAAAUUCAAGAGUAGCAUUUGUUAUUCUCAGGAAUAACCCCACCCUCCCCCUGCUCAUAUUCCUUCUUGGUUUAUUUGACUUAUUUCAAUUAGGAGAUUGUGAUACCUUUCUUUCCUUUUAUUUUGCUUUGGAAAAACGUCUUUCCAUUUUGGUGGAAUUUUUGUCUGCUUAUUCUUGGUUGAAUCGGAACAAGGAGAGAAAAAAAUACACUCUGACAAGCCACAUCCAUGAUUUAUUGUAAGGAGAUUAUUAUAAUUGAUAGCUUCUUUAUGGCGGGCUUGCUACUAUCAUUUGUUCUUGCUGGUCUUUUUAAAGGAACAGACUCAAACUGUUAAGACAGCUGCUGUUUCUAAAGAAAUAGAACGAUUGCCAUAGAAGAGCUAAAGGGUUUCAUUGUUUUAAGACCUUUGAGGAGGAAAAAAGGCUUCAGAGAACAAAGGGAGUUCACAUCCUUGACGGGCAGUACCAGGCCCGAUCUGGCAACUGGUGAAACUGAAAGACCGUUUGCACCAACAGAGGACAGCCUCGUGUUGAACUCAGUGCGAACAGGAGGAACGAGUCUCGCACCUGCAGCCCUUGUCGUCUGGGAAGACUGCUGGCCUACUCUGAAGACCCACUGCCUUACAUAUAACUUACUUUUCACCAAGGGUAAGACUUGACUUCCGUUGGGUCUAGAUUGAAAUCUACCAUCAGUUUUCUGUUUGUCACCAGGGCCAAUUCUGCUAUCUCGUCCAGGCCACCUUAGUUCUUGUACUGGCAUAUGAAGCUGCCACUGUUUCAUUUCUGGUAUCUUUGGAUAGUAAACUUCUUUCUUAAGCUUUUUCAGAUUUAGAGAUAGUACUAAAAUAAAAUAGACCUGCUAAGCUGCUCUAUUACUGAAGGGAAAGAGCCAGGCUCUUUACCCUUGCCUGCUGUGCUUUCUGGUUGCUCUGUCAGGCUCUUCUUCCUGGUUAAGGAAGACUUUUAAACAUCUUUUAAAAGUGGGGUGGGGGGAACUUGCCAACAGAUACUCAUGUAACUUGUUAUUUAUUUUUUUGAAGACAUUUUAACUGAAUUCUUACAGUCAGAUGGGUAAGCUUCCCACCCUUUUAAAAACACCUUGCAUAGGGAACUUUUUUAAAGAUGGUUCAUCUUAAUGAGAUGUGCACCUGUCUGUUGACAAUCCUAACGUCAGGUGGUGGCCAGGGGAGGGCAGUACAGUGUGUUCAUACCUGUGUGGACCUUCCAGUGCUGUUCAGUACCAAGUAGACAUUCUGUUGUGUUAGGGCGCCCCGUAUGCAGUCUUCUGCACAAUCUCAAUCCUUUAAGUGGUUGCUAAGUGCAGUUCCCUUCCACCUCCCUGUGGACGCCAGCCAUUCAGUGGGACACCCCCCAGCACGUACAUUCCCAUGGCCCUUCCCAGGGAGGCAGAGACGAUGACACCACCACCACCACCAGUACCUUUCAUCCCAGCUCAGUAGAUGUGACCACCUAGAAAGACAGGAAGAAAAUUAUUAAUAUGAAGUAUACAAAUCUAGUAUAAAUCUCCUACUUCCUGGUAGAUUUAUGAUGACAGACAAUUCAGUGAUCAACAGCACCUAUGUUAAAUCCAAAUAUUCAGUUAUAGUUUUUACCUCAAAGGGGGAUAACUAUGAAGAAUUCAGUUGUUUCAUUUCUCCCUGAUUGGCCUUUAUCUUUAAGAAAUGUUGGCUUUAGAAACUUCUCCCUCGGCUACCAUCAGGCACCAGGUAUAAAUACUUAAUCAGGAAUCUCCGGCCUUGUCCUCUGUGAACAGCUCCUCUGCCAUCUUCCUCUGUCCUCGUCUUGAGUGGAUUUCUUUGCUGGAAUUUUUUUUUUAUCACAUGACAGGCAGUAGGUGGGUGUGGUUCAUCUCAUGACACAAACACUCCUUCCUGUCUUGACCAGCUACGUAUUCCACUGACCAGCUGUAUCAUCUGUGCCCACAACUGUGGAAAUAAUCCCUUUUUCACAAAUGAUCCCCAACCCCGUCCUAAAAAUGUGAACUUCAAGUCCUUACUCUCUUCAAUCUUAAGAAGGGUUUGGUUAGAAGCAGUCUUCCCGUUUAACUCGUGGCUCUGCCUUUUUAAAUUGCUUUUUAUCUUUUGUUGUUCAGAGAACAACCAGAGUAUUUUCUCCCCAGUGAGUCUCAACAGAUUCUUAGGCAAUAAUUUUCCUUAUUCUUGAUGAUCUUACAGUCCUGACCCUCCACAUUGUACGUUGGUUUCUGUGUUAAUCUCUGUGAUUUAAAUCUUAUGUCAGAGUGGUGAUAGAUUUUGUCAUUUUGUUGUUGUGAUUAUUGGUAAUGUUUUACUACUGUAUUCACUGGGGCUGUGUGUUGAGACCAGCCAAAUCCAUUUAUAGCUUUACUGAGCCAGAUUUAUUUUUCAAGAUUUCCCACAUGAAAGUUGGGCACAUUGUCUUUCAGGGGGUGGGGUAUGCACUGGGGCAGGGGUGGGAUUACACAUACACGCAUUCCCUUUUCUGUGUGCUCUUUUAAAUAGCAAGGAUGUUUACUCAGGAUUUGGGGAUCAGUUGUCAGCCAUAGUGAAUUUGGCAAACUGAGCUACAUGCCCUGAAAACCCCUCGUUUCUCCGCUCACAUCACCAGGAACAUCUGCGUUGUCCAGUGUGAGGGCACUGCCGCCUAGUGAGCGUGGCGGGCUUUCCCGGGGAGGCAACUACGAAUGGCCAGGUUAUCUCUAAGGGUUUCAGGGUAGCUUGCUGUCAAAGGUGGUCUCCUACUCAUGCACUCUUGGUUUCAAAGACGACGACGAUCACUUAAGUAGAGAGAUUUCCUUACCGCUCUCAAGAGAACUACCAUACUAAGUUGGGAGGAAAGGCUUUUUGGAGACAAGUCAGUUUUCUGACUGCAGAGACUCCUGUGUCACAAACAGGUAUGUUUGGGAAACGCUGUUCUUAAUUCUCUUUAUGUACAGACUGAAGUGACGAGCCACUGCUCUUGGUGGCUUGCAGGGCCAGUGGUUGACUCACUUACCUCUGAAAUGCAACUUUGCUCAUAUCUGUGUUCCUUCAGAAGCUGGAAGUUUGUAAACUGAAAAGUUUCUGUAUUAGCUUAAUUAUUCUUUCUUGGUAGGGAUGAGAACGAGCAGCAAAAAGAAAGCUAACAGUCCAACGAAUUUACUCUCCUACAACACUGGUUUUCUUUUGUGAUCAAGAGGGGAAGAGAUAGGAGAGAAGAGAGUGAGGAAAAGUGGCUGCACUCCCCCUUUCUUACCUCGCUGACUUAGUAGGUGCCUUGGGAUGACAAACACGUGUAUCUCUGAACUUCGUUACCAUUCUUCCUGCGACGCUGGGGGCAGAACUCAGUCUGGUUGAUCCAGUCAGGUGAAAUCUGGUGUUUUCACACCACUUGACAGUUUCCCACGUGCACGUUGCACCCCAUUAUCUCACUGGCCAGCGCUGUGUCCACACACAGCAGGAUGCAUCUGCAAGGGAGCUCUGCCUUUCUCCUCUCCCGAUGCCCCUGUUGCGAGGCAGGUUUCAGGAUUGGUUGGCCCCCGUCGGGGUCCAAGCCCCUCGGUGCGGCAGGCAGCAGCGCGCACUUGAGCAGUCUUGGGACGCCAGCUCCCUUGACUCCGUUUUCAUUUUCCUUUAAAUAUGAGUGGCUCUACACAGCCAUAAUUACCUCUCAGAUUCACAUUGGUGUGCAGUGAUCAAACGAAGGUUUGGCUGCAUCUUUUCAAAUUGUAACCAUGGUAAUUGAGGGGGGUGGCAUAGAAUGAAUAUAUAAAAAUAUAAUGGCAAUUGUUCCAAAUGACUGAGUGUCCUCCUGACAUGUAAUUAGCUGUUUUAGCAGGAUGCAGAUUGGCAUGGUCAUAAUUAAAAGGAUUUCUGUCCUUUAUGUGAUUGGAAAUGGCAGAGCUCCCCUCCCCUGUUCCCUUUUAGCACCAAUGCUCCCGAGAACAUUUGGAACAGCAGCUCGGUAAACUAAAAUAAUGACAUGGUACUCAUGUUCUCCCCUAAGUGGAAGAGAAGGAUUUGGAGUUGUUUCAGCUUCCAAAUGGAAGCCUUUGAUUAUUGUUCCCAUUUGACUUCUAAAUUAUUUGAAGCCUCACUCACAUCCUGUUCCUCCUCACUCACAUCCUGUUCCUACCUGCUCCACUUUCGGUAGAAACCACAGUCAGAAUCCCAAACCUCUGACAGGCCUCCCGGUCACUCCGUCCCACUGGCCAGCCAGCUUGGAGACCUCGCUGGCCUAACCUGAGGACAUGUGCUGCUCACCGAGGUCCCUGGGGUUUUCAGAUUCUUCCUCGGUUCUUGAUGUUUCCAUCAGCAUCACCAUCACAAAGUAUUUACCAGACAGGAGUUUUCAGAGUUGAACAGGGUUUUCCUCAUUGAACCCCAGGAUCCAGACCACAGCAUGACAGGAACACAGGCAUUAAACAGCCAGGCGGCACGAGGGGAAUACUGGUAUUCGCAGCGUCCUAAAGUCACUGGAGCGAGAGACGUAGGCUCUCCCAAGCUUUUCUCACGUCAGGUGCCUUUGCUGUCCUGAGUUUUCCCAUUGUCCUGCUGUCGCCGUGAUCAUCUCCUCAGCACUUCCAACUUCUCUCCCACUCCUUCCCUUUCUCUGUCAUGCUCCCUGUCCCAUCGGGCAUCGUGUGGUCUUGGCGCCCUACAUGGUCCCCUGCUGUUUUCAUCCUGAGGUGUCACACUGGAUAGGAGCUGCUGAGUCACCAACUAGUCUUUCUCUAGAAUGUGGUUUGUUUUUUCCCCAUCACUCACAGAAGUCUUUAUUCAAUUAUACGAUCAGGAGUGAGUCUACGAGAAUCCUAGCCCCAACGUAGUGCCAACGGGCCUCUUAUAAGCCGUUUCAUGCCCAGGAGGCUUGUGCUUGUGCUUGUGCUAGGUGAGCCUGGUCCGAGAGCCCUUUCUUUUUUUAGGCCUGGACGCUCCAGGCUUGGCUAGUAGCCACUAAGGAAAAUAAAGUUCUGGCUUUUUUUCAUAUUUUGCUGCUUCUCCUUGUAUAAAUCUUUCCCCCUCCGCAUCUCGGAAACAAUCUGAACCUGGCUGAAAUGCUAGUUACAACUCGGGUCCAAUGGAAUGCUGAGAUCGGCUGCUUAGUUAUAGCUGUCCUCUCCCCUGUCCCCAAACACACACACACCCCUAGAGAAUUUAGGGAAAGGUUCUGAUGUCUUGGGAUUCUUUUAUUUUUGUUCCCCUAAAAAUACCUACAACGAAAUGUAUAGUAGUUGGGCUAGGUGAGGAAAAAGAUCCUAAAAGGUUUUUUCUUGUGUUUCUCCUGUAAGAUCUCAAAGCAACCUCACGCGUGCCCACCCCUUGCACACCUGCAUCCAGACGUACCGAGACUGCUUGCUUAGGGAGCCUGUCCGUCUCUGUGACAACGGCAGUGACUGCAGAUUCAUGACCCCGAAGAGCAGAGUGUCCCUUGUCUCACUUUCCCAGCUGCUGAAAGAGAACCAUUUCCAUUAGAAUUUAGAAUCUGUCUUAAGAUUAGAGAUUCUGAGACCUGCCUAAAUGAGUCUGAUUCUGUGAUUUGUGAGACAUGCAUUAAAACAGCCAGCACAACGUCCUGAUGAUCUGCUAACAUUCAGAGAAAAUAGAAUUAGCACCACGGUUAAAACCUUCGGACAUAAUCUAUCUUAGGGAUCAAAGUAUUAGAUGUGCCACUUCAGGGACGGUGCUACCUAGAAAGAGCUGGAGUUAGACACUUCCCUCCCCAGAUGUUUUUGGAAGCCACUUGGGUGAUUCAGAAAACCCUGCACCACAGCAGCCCCGCCCCCGCCUUGUGAAAAAGGAAACUUACAAAGAAAUCCCUGUCUCUUCUCUCCCUUCUAGUAAAAAUAAUAGCAUUUACCCAUGAAAUAAGUAUUUUUUAGAAGCAAACAUCAUAAAUAAAUUAUUCUUAUAAGAAACUAAAGAUGCCCCCAUUCGAAAUCCUAUCAAACACACAGACCUCCCCAGCAAUCAGAGCUCCUGACGUGGCCACACUGAGCGCGUCUCACCCAGGACUCGCAGACCCGACACCGAGUGAGCAGUACCACCUUCACCACGGCCAGGCAGGGCUCCGGUGGAUUCCAAACUGUUUCACUUUAUCAAGGGACAGCACUGGGUAGGUCGCGUUGCCACCACCUCUGUGUACUGAAUUCCCUCUGACACUGGACCGGCGCUCCCGUGAGGGUCUGGACACCGUAGCCCAGGCUGGGCCCUUCCCCUAGUCUUCCUCCCCGGUCAGUGACAGGGACAGGAGCGUGGUGACGCUCUACAGCUGCAUUGGCAAGUGGAAGAAAAGAAUGUGGCUGCCUCAGUCUGAGCCCCGAGGGGAACUAGACUUUGCCAGCAUUUCUUGCCUGCAGUUCAGUUAGUAAAGGCAGAGAGUAUGAAAAUCUGUCCUGCCAACUGUUUGCUCUCUAUUCAGAUCCCACACGUCCUGCUGCGGUCACGGCUUGCUGGUGUUCUGGAGCCGCACAAGCAUCUGCCGUGGCUCAGGCCCUAACCUGGCCAGUAAAUGGCAGUCGCACAGAGACAAUUCCAGAUUUGGGCGCAGCAGAGUGAGCUUCCUCAGGGUAGAGGCCGGGGCCUGUCCUGCCGCAGCUCACAGGGAGGUACGGUGACUGCCGGUCAGGGACACUGAUCAAGAGACACGGGCUCCCGGCAUGACCUCACUCAACUAAAAUUCUGUUUCUUCCUUCCUGCCCUUUUCUGCUCCUUUCCUCUCAAAAAUAAGUGGUUCUCUAGGGGUUGGUUCUGUCAUUGUCUCUUUCCUGACCUGCUCUCGUGGACAGGCAUCCUUGAAAAGCCCAAGAGAGUAAAAGCCACCUCGGGAGCAAGGCCACGUCAUGAGUGGCCCCCAUAAUAGGCACGUUGAUACCUUAGCUGGCUGAUGGGGUUUUAUUACCCAACCUCUCUCCCCAAAAAACUGAAAGGAAAAAGGCAUGGGUGCCUUUCAUCUUGGAAUUGGUCCAGAUUUUGCACCUCUGCUGGUGGUUGGGGGUCACUGAUCCCUGGGGCUGUGGGCUGCGAUUCCUGCCUGGGAAGGCAGCUGUCACCAGUGUCUGUGGCCGCAAGUCACAGACCUCGUGCUUCAAGGCCAUUUCCUCCUUUCAGGACUUUUUCAACUUCCCUUCAGUUCCAGGCCAGGUCUGAAUUUCAGUCUUGUUUGGUGGCUUCUUUUGAGCACAGAAACCUCUCUUUUUGCUUUACUUGAACUAAGAGCCCAGCAUAAACUUGUGAGAGUCAUUUUUCCACUUCAUCAUUCACUGGAGCUAUUAAACUGGAAAACAGAACGGCGUUAGUGCUGUAUUGAUGGACACAGCAGGUGCUGCCGAUGGCACACGGGACUGUCUUGCGUCGCGUCUGUGCCAGAUCCGCGGGGCAAGCGCACGCGUUGCCGGGGUGGGCGGCACGCAGCGGGAGUGCUCGGCCGUGGGCUGCUUUCAAGAAGCAUUGUUGUUACGAUUUGCCUUGAAAACCACAUUCCACUCUGUUAGAAUCGGUGUACCCCUCAAUCCUGCGUCUGUGAGAAUGGGCGCCACAAAACCAAAGUUCGGGGUGGGGGGCGGGUAGAGCUUUUUCUUUGCGAGCAUUGGGAGCUCUGGCAAGGCUUCUUACUGCUCUUCAGCUUUGCCGGAACACUCUCUGAAGGGCCUCUUGUGUUCCUAACAGCCUGCUCACAGUGACCCUAGAAAGCACGUCCGCUUGGCGGGGCUGGAACAGGCCCCUGUGGGCCUCCCACACCCACGCUCGCCCACUUCCUUGGGGGGCCGUGGAGCGGGGACCUGGAAAGGCCUCUGCCGGGCUGAGUCCCGUCCCCUGAGCCAUCACCACCCUGGUUUCUUCUGACUCACCCUGGCUGCCGGGUGGGACGCUCUCCCUGCCGAGGGUGCCAAGAACGUCACAGUUGCCUCCCCUGGAAGAGCCCACAGCCUUCUCUGAUUUCCUCAUGGGCUCGCCCUCCCUUCCACGGCCAUGGUCAUGUUGGAUAUGCAGUACCUGUCAAGGAUAAAUUUUUAUUUAUGUUUUUUAAGUGCCUAAGCAAGUUACAGACCUCUGGAACCUGCCAGAGAGUCGGCCUGUGCCCUGUCCCCUGUCCCUCCCCGCCCUGCACUCGGCUCUCCGGGGCGGGCACAGGGUGGCUGCCCCUCUCCAGCGUCCCUGGCGUUCUGCAGGCAGAACCUCCGCAAGGGCAGGCGAGCGGGAGGGAUCUCUUCACGGCCACGUCAGGCUGGCUUUGUCACUGUUUUCCAGUGUUUCUUUUUUUAGAGGUGUUUCUGUUUAUGUGGAUAUGGUCUUGGUUCAUAGAGAAGUUUAAGAGUCUGUUUAGCUACAUCCCGGUGGCUACUGAGUGUAGGCAGGAGAGCGGGACAGCCUCCGAGCAGCAUUCUGUCUCUUGUCAGCUGCAAACGCGUCCAGACCAAGAGGACCAAGCGUCAAACAAUCGCAGUUCACACACGUGAUGAUCCACUCGCGAUCGUGAGUCACUGGGGCCUGGCUGCGUGCUGCGUCCUCUCCCCCUAGAAGGAGGGAUCAGGGUGUCCGCUCACAAGGGCUCAGAAAGGCUGUCAUCAGUAGGGCGUUAAGCAAGAUCAAAAGUGUGUUUUUAAAAAUGAAUGUGAGAGUUAUUUGUUUGCUUCUUUUUAAAAGUAAUUUAAGUCUGACCUAAAUACGGGGCCUUUAUUACGUGGUGGGUGUAGGGCAGAUUGUUUCGUGACUGCACUCUGUUCCAAUCACAUCACUAAGCAGCACUCAGAUGAUUUGCUGGUGCGUUAAAAGGUUUUGCAAAAUGGAACAAUCCAAACCCAGGCACUUUAUUUUCAUUAAUGAUCCAGCAUUUUUGUUCGGACAAUGCAGUAACCCAAACACCGGGUAUUCACAUCUGACACUCGGGCAGACUCGCCGGUAGAAUUCUGAAUUCCGACUUGGGUAGAGCAGGGAGGCGCGUCGAGGACAGUGAGCAGAUGGGUGUGCACUGCUGUGGUGACAACGAAAAUGAGGCUUUUCCGGAGCACGUAACCCCCACUGGGCUCUGGCAGGGCCUCGUCACUCAGUUCCCAGACGCUCGUCCUCACAGGCUCUACCAGGUGUGCCGUUGUCACCCUGGUUGUCACUGAGAAGCACACAGGCAAGAGUGCCGCGGGCGGGGCUGCAGGGCGGCCCAGUGUCUCCUGCGCUCUGGCAAGAGCAGCGCUGGGAGGUGCCGUUUCUCAAGGGCGUGUUCACUGCGGGGUGGGAGCUAGCUGGCGCAGCAGGAUCUGAGAUGGAAAGCGAGUUCAGCGGUCGGAUAGGUCAGACUCCAUGGACCAGAUGCCUUGGGAUUGCCUACAGUAUUUAGCAUCUACCAAAUGGUCGCGUCCCUGAGACAGGCUGUGUGGGACCCCUGCCGGACGGGCUUGGGGCAGAGCGCCCCUCCCUGCCGUGGCUGUUGUGCGUCUUAGUCUUUGUGUUUCCCUUCGGUGUCUCCUCUGGUCUCUGUCCCCCAUCUUGUGCACCAUGUGUCCCUGAGGGCGAGUCACACCUGUGUCUGAGUCUGCUGUAAGGUGUUCAGUCUACCUCAAGGGGUCAUCAUGGUCAGCUCUGCCCACAUGGAAUCCUCCGUCCAUUGCCACACACACUGGAAUGUAUCCCCCGCCCCUCCAGUAAGCCCUCGACCCCGUCUUUCCUGUAAUCACCACAAACUCCUAGUGCAAAUUGGAUGCUGCUUUAAAUGUGAAAACAAUUGUUCAAAAGCUAUAAAACCUGAAUGAAAGCUAAAGCUGAAUUUAUAAGCCUUGUUGCAUAUGAGCCAAAAGUGCAAAAAGCUCUAUAUAAUGAACUAACCUGCCACUCGUAUAAAUAUAAAUAUAUAUAAAUAUAUUAAAAUCAGACUGUUCUACAAAAUUGUGUAUUUGUAUUUUUGUGUACGUACAAUUUUCUGCUAAGCAGAAGGAGGAUGUAGUAUAGGAUGCUGUGAGAAGAGAUUUGGUUUAAUCCUAUUUCUUUGUUACUUAUUUUUGUUAACAUCAGAUGCCUGUCUUCGUCUUAUAUGUGUACGACACUGUUUGCAAAGGUGCAGUAUCUCCCUUCCUUGGGUCCAGAGUCCACUACAGAAUAAAAUCUGGGUUUUAGGGAGUUGGCCGCUCAACACAGAUAGUGGGAGGGGACCCGGAGCCGUGGCGGUCCUGAGGGGGGACCUAGGGAGGGAAGCGGCGUCCCCGCUUCAGGCCGGUCGUUGUAUCUAGACUUCCUUCUGGGAAGCAAAAUCCUACUUCUAGAAAUCAGCUUCUAAAACAAAAGCUUAUCAGAUCUCUCUAAGACAGACUCUCCCCUGGGCCCACCAGGAAGGGACACAGGAGACCUCUGAACUUAGGAACAGGACCUCCUGUUUCUGGGCCAGACGCGUGUCUGGACAGCAGCGGGGACCCUGCCUGGCUGUGGUGCCAGCUCACUGUGCCAGGGCUCGUCUCCCUCCUCCAGUAGUCGCUGCCUUUCUUCCGAUCAGGUUACCAAAUGCCUCCCUCUGCUGAGCUGCUGACGCCGCACCACCCAGACCUCCAGCCCCAGGUACCUGGAGCAUCUCAGAACCCACUUUGCCGGUGCUAAAUCACAAGAGGGGGUUAAAGUGGCUGCCACUAGUGGCCAGAAACCAACAAGCAGAGGCCAGGCCGAAAGACACGUUCCGGGUGCCCAGGGGCCGACGGGCGUCCCCCUGCCGCCCGUCCACCUCCCAGCCCCGCGACGGUCCCUCUUGCUGGGACGCUUCCCUAGGGAGAGGGAUACUGCACCUUCCCCAGUAGGACUCAUAUUUAUAACAGUGUGUAACGACUGUAGCAAAAGCCCUUGUUUCUAGAUGUAAAUGGUCCAAGAAACAAGCGCUCUAUUGUAUUGAAUAAAUAGUCCGAUGAGUCCUGUAUCAUUGUCUCUCCUAUUCUGGAUUAGUGCCUUUUGGACAGUAGACUGUUCUGUAAUUAAAAUGUAGUAUACUGCUUUUUUGUACAGUUUUGUUUUAAUAAAACUUUUUUUUAAUUUGUGUUUAUUUUAGUAUUGUACCUAUUAGAGAAUAAAAUGUAUAACUGAA
Molecule: messenger RNA, 14874 nt
Organism: Lemur catta (Ring-tailed lemur)
Lineage: Eukaryota; Metazoa; Chordata; Mammalia; Primates; Lemuridae
Gene: HMBOX1
Product: homeobox containing 1
Exons: 11
Coding region: 345-1679 (444 amino acids)
Biological process (GO): positive regulation of DNA-templated transcription
Cellular component (GO): nucleus
Molecular function (GO): double-stranded telomeric DNA binding
Source: RefSeq, a predicted model, not a curated record